This is a messenger RNA of Eimeria acervulina, 5607 nucleotides long. RefSeq names its product EF hand domain-containing protein, putative. Bases 1 to 5607 code for a protein of 1868 amino acids. The transcript is spliced from 14 exons. Lineage: Eukaryota; Apicomplexa; Conoidasida; Eucoccidiorida; Eimeriidae. Gene Ontology annotation, molecular function: protein serine/threonine kinase activity; ATP binding; calcium ion binding. Gene Ontology annotation, biological process: autophagy; protein autophosphorylation; autophagosome organization. The record is from RefSeq and is a predicted model, not a curated record. Gene Ontology annotation, cellular component: cytoplasm; autophagosome.
AUGGGGGGCCAGGGCAGUCGUUAUGCGUUGGCUGGAGGCUCAAACUUAUCUCGAGAAAAUUUGAAAAAUUAUCUGAAAAAGUUCGACGGAGACGAAGUUGAAGUCCUCAAGAAAGUUUAUAAAAGUCUCGCACUCAGAAGCGAAGCACCAGGGAUUGACAAGGAGACUUUUCUGCGUUAUUUUCCUCUGCCGGGGCUUUGGGGCGAAAGACUCUUCCAAAAGUUCGACUACAAAGGGACUGGCAGCGUAGACUUGGAGGAGUUCCUAAUCGGCAUUGCUGUUUGCUGCAGAGGCACUAAGAGCGACAGAAUGUUUGUUUUGUUUCAGGUGUUUGACUUGAACAACGAUGGGUACAUUCAGAAGAGCGAGUUAAUUGCUAUGCUUUCGAAUUUACCUAAUUUGGAAAAUUAUAUUAGCGUUAGGCCCCCAGACCCAGCAGCAGAGGAGCAGCAGCAGCAGCAGCUGGCGCCCUUCGAAGACCCGGAGGAGCAGCAGCUGCUGCAGCAGCAGCGGCUGCAGCAGCAGCAGCAUCAGGAGACCACCUGGACGCAAGUCUCCAGCAGGGAGGGGCUAGACCCCGUUGAGGAGGAGUCAGACAGCAGCGAGGCUUCAAGUGUCUCUGACUUCUCUGUAGCACCCUUGGGAUACCCUGCUGCUGCUGCUGCUGCUGCUGCAGUUAGCGCAGCAGCAGCAGCAGCGGGAGCUGCAGCAGCAGGUGCAGCAGCAGCGGGAGCUCCAGAGGCGGGAGCAGCUGCUGCUGCUGCCGGCGCAGCAGCUGGAGCUACUGCUGGAGUUGCAGCAGCAGCAGCAGCACCACCACCACCACCCCAUGCUGCAGCAGCUGCUGCUGCUUCGAGCCUGGCGGCAAGAAAGGAAUUAGACUCGGAAUUCCAGGCGCCUGCUGCAGCAGCAGCAGCACCAGCAGCAGCAGCACCAGCAGCAGCACCAGCAGCAGCACCAGCAACAGCAGCACCAGCAUCAGCAGCAGCUGAGAGCGCACCAGCAGCAAGCGCCGCUGCAACACCUCUUCUGACUGCAGCGGGCUGCAGCGUGUCAGUGACAGCUCCAGAGUUGGGUGCACAGCAGCAGCAGCAGCAACAGCAGCAGCAGCAGCAGCAGGUGGAGGGGGUUGAGGUGGAGAAGAGCGGAGAGGAAGACGACAGAAACAGCAGUCUCCUCUCAGCAGCAGACUGCAGCAGCAAAGCAAAGAAAAACCCGUCUCCAGUGGCGCAGCUACUGAUAGACAUUGAGAAGCAGCAGCAGCUCGGGCCCAACCAACAGCCAGCAGUCGAUGUAGAAUGUGUUGCAGAUAAAAUCAUAGAAGAAUGCGAGUUUGUUGAGCACGGGCGUUUAUCGUUUCCUGAGUUUAAGACUUGGCUGGAGCACCACCCAGGGAUUCUGUCGAUGUUUACUGCGUGCCUGCAUGAAGAGGUGUGGGGUUUGCAAGGCAAUGCCCUGUACAGAUCUUCUGCUGCUAGAGGCAACAAGGGCGUAAUGAAGACGGGCUCUGGCGAAUUUAACGAUCCCAAGGGAACGCGCAAUGGGGGCAUUCGCCAAGACCAGUUUCAGAAGGUGCGGCGUCUGUUUACAGGGCACCACGGAGGGAUGCCGCUGCAGUCGCGCGUUGUCUCUGCAGCAGCAAAGGAGACAUUUAGUUCUUUAGGGUCUAAGCUGUCUCUUAUUGGCUCAGGAGACAGAGGGAGGGGCCCCACCAGCCUUCCUGUGUCUACUGCUGCUACAGCUGCUGCAGCAUCUGCUGCUGCGGGUUCUGCUGCAGCGUCAGGUGCAGGCCUUGCCAGCACUGCUGGCUCGCUCACCCCUGUAGGUGGAGACACAGCAGCAGCAACACCAGCUGCUGCUGCUGCUGUAAAUGCUGCUGCUGCUGCUGCAGGCUCGCUCAAGGCUGCUGCCGCAGCCGCGGCAGCAGCAGCUGCAGCAGCGGGGGUCGCAGCAGCAACAGCAGCAGCAGGAACCCCCGCCAAACCCGUUGCGGAGGAGGCCCGCGCACAGCAGCAGCAGCAGCAGCAGCAAGGCGCAGCGGGGGUUGCUUUGCAGCAAGCAGGUGGUGCGCCUGUUGCUGCCAGUCAGGGAGAACUACUAGCAGCAGCAGCAGCGCCGGCGCAGCAGCACAUUCCAGAGGCAGCAAGACCAGCAGCAACAGCACCAGGACCUGCUGCAACGGGACAAGCUGCUUCGUCUACGACAGGAGUAUCCCCUGCAGCGGCAGCUCCUGCAGCAGCAGCCCCGUCACCAACAGCAGCAGCAGCAGCAGCCCCAGCAGCAGCGGCAGCAGCCCCAGCAGCAGCAACACCCCCAGCAGCAGCAGCGGGAGGCACUCAGUGCAUCUCUCUCCCUUCUGUAUCUCGCGGUGCUACUCCGGGGGCUAAGUUGGGGGAGCGGAUUGGGAUCGCUGCAGCAACAGCUGCAGCAGCACCAGCGGCAGCAGCAGCAGGAGCAGCAGCAGCAGCAGGAACGCCUGCAGCGCGAGGGACUGCUGGGGGCGCAGCUGGGGCAGCAGCACCGACGGCCGAGUCCGCCGGAGCAGCAACAACUCCAGCAGCAGCAACUCCAGCAGCAGCAGCUCCCGCAGGAGCAACUGGCACAGCAGCAGCAGCAGCAGCAGCGCCUGCAGCAGCAGCAGCAGCAGAGAGCAGCAGCAGAAACCCAGGGUCUAUGAAGGUGUGCGACUUUGACCGGUCUCUGAGGCCUGACUUAGAUGUUCAUUUGCUGCUGAAGGGACAGCCUACGCCGCUGCAUCCGCGGCAGCAACAGCAGCAGCACCAGCAGCAGCAGCAGCAGGGAGACGGAGACGCGGAGAGCCCUGCCUAUGUCUCCGACUGUGGGGCUGAACUGGGGGCGCUGCCUUCUGUUGCUUCUUUAUCUGGCACUUUAGGGUCUUUGAUUCGGGAGCAUGCAGCAAAAGAAGCGGGAGCAGCAGCAGCAGCAGCAGCAGCAGCAGCAGGAGAGCAAGAUCUUCACUCAUGCCCUAAGUGCCACCGCCCGCUGCUGCUGUGUCCCAGUUGCAGAGGGAGGUCUCUUCAGCUAUGUUUGCUGCAGGGACAGGUGGUGAUUGAGUGCAGCAACUGCAGCAACCAGCACGAAGCUGCAGCAGCAGCAACGGCGGCAGCAGCAGCAGCCUCAACAACAGCCACACUCGCAAGCGCGGCAUCUGGACCCACAGCAGCGGCAGCAGCGGCAGCAGCAGCAGCAGCAGCAGUAGCAGGAGACGCGGCUUCUACACCCCACAGGACCCAGGAGGGACAGCAGCAGCAAUCAGAGACAGCAGAUUCUGCAGCAGCAACGGAUUCCACCGUGGCUGCAGCAGGUGCGAGCAAGCCCCCCCCAAGCAGCAGCAGCAGCAGCAGCAGCAGCAGCAGCAGCAGCAGCAACAGUGGUUCUGUUGCGCGACGUGGGGUGUAUACGCACUGCUGGGAGUGCAACUGGGACUUCAGCCGCAGCACAGAGCUGCUGUCUGUUGCUGAGACAUCUUUAGACGGGGUCUUAUUAAAGAAAGGCAAACAUCUUCAUCAGUGGCAGGCUCGCUUCUAUGUUCUUAUUGAUAAUAUGCUCUACUAUUAUAAGAAAAAAGGCGACGCGAAGCCUCGAGGGUUUAUGUUCUUAGAGGGGUGCUUCGUGGAGACGAUCCCAGACGCGGGGGCCCUCAGGCCCCACGGCAUUGCUAUCGUACACCCCAGAGGAGACUCAGUAGCCAGGAGGGUCUUAUAUGCGCAGUCGGCACAGGAGCAGCAGCAGUGGGUAGACGCCCUGCGGGCAUCCACUCGCCAGCAGUCUCUGGAGCAUUUCUACGAAGUGCACGAACAGCUGGGUCAAGGGAAGUUCAGCGUGGUGUAUCGAGGAGUGCACAAAAAGACAGGAGAAGAGGUAGCGAUUAAAGUAAUUGAUAAAGGAAAGAUCAACAGACACGAGAAAGAGCUGCUGAGAAGCGAGAUGGUUAUUCUUAGACUUCUCAACCACCCUAACGUCAUUCGUCUUAAGGAGAUGGUCGAUACAAAGGAGACACUUUAUAUCGUCAUGGAGCUCGUCAGGGGGGGAGAGCUCUUCGAUUUAAUUCACGCCAACCACCACCUCCCAGAGGUCCACGUCAACAGGUACGUUGCACCUGAGGUAUUAUCUCUUGAGGGAUACAAUCAACAAGCAGACCUCUGGUCUGUUGGUGUUAUUACUUAUCUUUUGCUGCGGGGGCGUCUGCCCUUCCCUAUAAAUAAACACUUAGGUUCUCCUCACUUCCAUCAGACAUAUCCUUUGUCUUUUGAUGGGCCUUUAUGGCGCCCGGUCAGCAGCAGCGCGAAGGAUUUAAUAACGAAAAUGCUGUCUCCUAUUCCUCAGCAAAGAAUUACAGUAGAGGAGGCGCUGCAGCAUAUAUGGAUCCGCAACCCCACAGCAGUUAUUAAUGAAGCAAAUAAAACUGAUCCAUUUGAUCAUAUCAAUCCUAGUGUACAGCCAAUUGACCCGCAUGCACUUGCUGCAGCUGAUGGGGCCUCAACGUUUACUAUCCCCAACGCCCAUAACAGGCUGGCGCAGCAGCGAGCGCAGCAGCAGCAAGCCAAGACUGCCGCUGCUGCUGCACCUGCUGCUGUUGCUGCUGCUGCCGCUCCGGCAGCAGCAGCAGCUGCUGCUGCCGCCCCUGCGGCCGUCAGAGCAACAGCAGAUGCACACGAAAAAGAUUCAACUGGGGCAGUACCAGCAGAUGCUGCAAAGGUUGCUGCAGCAACUGCAGCAACAGCAGCAACAGCAGCAACGCAUGGGGCUCUUGCUGCAGCCAACGCCGGCAGCACGCUGGCCCAGCCAGCAGCAGCAGCAGCAACUGCUGCUGCUGCUGCAACAGACGCUACGAAGGCCGCGGCCUCAGCAGCACAGCCAGCAGCAGCGGAAGAGAACAGCAAAACCAAACAGCCGCAGGCAGCCCAGCCGCAGGGAGCAGCAGCAGCAACAGCAGCAGCAGCAGUAGCAGGAGAGCAGCACGAAGCACCUGCUGCUGAUAGGCAUACCCCAGCGACUGCGGCUCCUGCUGCUGGCGUUGCUGCGGAGACCGCAGCAACUGCAAAGGAGACAGCGAAAGCAGCAGCAGCGGCAGCGCACUCAGCAGCAGCAGUGGCACAGGCUGCUGCUGCUGCAGCUGCGUUGCAUGCAGCAGCAACAGACGAGGCCUUUGCUGCAGUGCAGCGGGGGCCUAGCGGCGAUAGUGUGGGGCGAAAGCCUCAUCAGCCUGAGCAGCAGCAGCAGCAGCAACAACAGCAGCAGCAGCAGCAACAGCAGCAACAGCAGCAGCAGCAGCAGCAUCACGUUCCAGGCGUGGCCCCAGUUCGGGGUGCAGCAGCAGCUUCAUUAACAACCCCUGCAGCCACCGGGGGCUCUACACCUAUGAGUGCUACUGCUGCUACUACUGCAGCAGCAGCAGCAGCAGCAGCGACAGCGGCAGCACUACAAACAUCAACGGCAGCGGCAGCAACACAUGCAGCAACACCAACAGCAGCAGCAGCAACUGCAGCAGCAACUGCAGCAACAGCAGCAGCGACAUCUACGCAAUCCACUGCUGCUGCUGCUGCUACUCUAUCCCCUCAAAACACCAAAAAAGCAGACCCCUGA